AUGGAUGAUAAGCCCAGAUGGGCUGCUACGCAGCAGACCUUGAUGCUUGAAGGAGAGCACCGGCAGCAAGCACUCGCCCGCAUGGUCGCCCCGGCCCUGGCCGGGAAGAAUGUCAUGGUUUUCACAAGUAAAUUGGAUGACGCUCCGUCCACUCACAGGCAUCUGUGCGAGAGAUUUCCCAACUUUUCGAUUAGGCUGUUCGCUAAGAAAGUCGGUACGAACAAUCGCCAGAUCCACGCAAUCCUCAUCUGCCGUCCGUUCUAUGCGGGAAUAGAUCUCAAUCCCAACAUGCGGACGGUUGUAUUCUAUGAUCACCCUGCGACAGACCUACAUGCGAUCACCGGACGCCUGCGUAUUACAAUCGAGCGGAUGUCUGCCAUUGACGAGAAGCUGCGAGCUCUUCGGUUUUCGGGCAUUUCCGUCUUCGAUAAAAGCACAAAUCACUCCCCAUCCAUCAACAUGAAGGUCACAUCCAGUUGUAAGCUCAUUAUUCGCGGACUGGGGCGUGGGGUGACUGUCGAGGAGUUGAUGGCUAAAUUGCAGCAAUACGAGCCAGCGUGCGCUGAAGUGCUCCCUUUUGAGACUGAGACUCCGCAAAGUGUCCCAACGGCCGUCGUCUGGUUUCCGACAGAGCUCCUCGCCGCGGCUUGUCUGCGGGACAUAGACGUGGUCCGUUUUGGCGGAGACAUGGUGAUGGCAAGGUAUGCUCUAGAGAAGAAAAGAAAGAGAUAA
Molecule: messenger RNA, 732 nt
Organism: Aspergillus pseudotamarii
Lineage: Eukaryota; Fungi; Ascomycota; Eurotiomycetes; Eurotiales; Aspergillaceae
Exons: 3
Coding region: 1-732 (243 amino acids)
Molecular function (GO): nucleic acid binding
Source: RefSeq, a predicted model, not a curated record